AUGCGUCUUUUUGGUGGAAAAAACAACAAGUUCAAGGCCGAUCCUCCCAAGAUCCGGAUCGAAAAGGUCGUCGUCGACCGGCCGGCCGCAAAGCCAAAGCCGAAGCCGAAGCCCGCCCUCAGCGGCUCAGCCUCCCGGUCCUCGUCCUCGCAUCGACCUUCUCCGAAGCCUCUCGCACGCCAGGCUAGUCACUCGCCGUAUCCCUCAUCAUCCGACGAGAAGCGGUUGGAGCGUAAGCGCAAGGCUCCCUCGGUGUCGCGUCGAUCGCCGGCCAGUGACCGGAUCGAGUUUGACAAGGAUAGCGAUGGCGAAGACGACGGAUGGAUGACCCUUGACAGCAAUAAGAGACAGCGCAAGGGCACCGAAGACGGCUUCGUCGACACUAACCGUAAGCUGCGGAGCGUACGGGCCUUUAAAGAUAGGCUAGACAGGAGGAGCUUCAUUCAUGCCGUGGAUGUGGCCUCGCUCCAACACAAAUGUGUGCCCGUGAUGGGCGCCCAAAAGGAGGAUGUUGCCAUCGAGCUGCAGUAUCCCAGCCUACAACCACGCGAGAAAUAUGAGCUCGUCUGGGGCAAGGACAAGAUUGAUGCAGUCGAGGCCAGCAUAAAGGUUGUUCGACAUGUAGCCGAGACAUAUCUGACCGACGACGAGGCCGAGCCCUUCACGAACCCCAACGGAGGCAUUAUCCGUCGAUUGGAGAAGGCAUCCAAUCGCAACAUACAGGACCUCAUGGGUUUCAAGACGGCUCUGCGCGAGUACAACGAGAAGCUCCUAGCUCUGGUCGAGGACGGUGUGAUUUCCAAGAACCUCGACAACAUGCACGAGCUCCCCCAGCACCUCGUGGCAUUCAUCCUGGACCAAAUCUAUGACCGGACCGUGGCGCCCAAAGUCGAACUUCUCUCCAAAUACGAGAACGGAACCGAUUAUGUCUAUGGCGAGCUCCUUCAUCCCUUCAUCUCCAAGAUCCUCGUGGAACAAACACAGAUGACAUCGGGACAAGUCUUUGUGGACCUGGGUUCGGGCGUAGGAAACGUUGUUUUGCAGGCGGCCCUGGAGAUUGGUUGUGAAAGCUGGGGCUGUGAGAUGAUGGAGAACGCAUGCAAUCUUGGCGAGGCUCAGAAGAAGGAGUUUGACGCUCGAUGCACUCUCUGGGGUAUCAAGCCAGGCAAAGCGCACCUGGAACGUGGUGACUUCCGCCACAACCAGCACAUCCUCGAGGCCCUGAGGCGUGCUGAUGUUAUCCUGGUGAACAACAAGGCCUUCACCUCGAGCCUCAACGACGACCUUACUAGGAUGUUCCUUGAUCUGAAGCCGGGCGCCAAGAUUGUAUCGCUCAAAUCGUUUGUCGCGGAAAAGAACAACAACCACAACAUCAACGACGUCGGUAGCAGGAUCCUCGAUGUGGAGGAAUGCACAUACCCCGAGGGUUAUGUGAGCUGGACUAAUGCGGGAGGAUCGUACUUUAUUUCGACGCGAAAGCAGUAG
Molecule: messenger RNA, 1485 nt
Organism: Fusarium falciforme
Lineage: Eukaryota; Fungi; Ascomycota; Sordariomycetes; Hypocreales; Nectriaceae
Product: Histone-lysine N-methyltransferase, H3 lysine-79 specific
Exons: 2
Coding region: 1-1485 (494 amino acids)
Biological process (GO): subtelomeric heterochromatin formation; regulation of transcription regulatory region DNA binding; DNA repair
Cellular component (GO): nucleus; nucleosome
Molecular function (GO): histone H3K79 methyltransferase activity; histone binding
Source: RefSeq, a predicted model, not a curated record